AUGGAUCUUGAUGAGGAACAGAAAGUUCCUUGUAUUGAAGAAGAUUGUGUUAUUGAAGAGUUGCCACCUGAUAAUGAUCCAGUGGUAAAACAAGAACCUGUUGAAAACUAUGAGAACUCCUUAGAUGGUCUUCAGAAAAUGCUGGGGUAUGAUAUUAGCGAAGAGGUACAGAAGCAGAAGGAACAGGGGGGUGAGAAGAAAAAGGAGAAGCAGAUUUCUGAAAAUUCAGAUGCUGAUGGUAAGGCUUGUAAUGGUAAUUCUCUUUGCACAGUUGUGACUAAGGCACCACCUUGAAAACAAUGUAUAGAUGUUGAAGGAAAAAAGCUCCUUAAGGUGAAUAAGACAUUUUUCACCCACUUGUUUCAAUUGUAAUCAAAAUAAAUUUUGAAUAUGAAACUCUGUUAAGGCCUGAGGAGCUAGUGUAGGAUUAGGUUGCAGUCAAAAGGCAACUGGGACAGAUAAUGUCACCAUUUACUAUAUGGAUCAUUCUAUUAGCAGAAAAGCUUUGCUUUUGCGGCACAGUACACCACUGAGCUAGCUUUUUUGGAUUUUCUCACUAUCUCUGGGGCAAUAUUUAUAAAAAUCUCAGUGAUCAAAGUUAAUAGCUUAACUUGGUUGAGAGGCAAAACAGUUUUAAUCCUUAUUUAGUAUGGACAAGGUCCGAAUUGAAGUGGCAGUAAAUUUGUGAAAUGUUGAUGUUCAGUAAAUGUUAAACGUAAGCAGACCAGGCGAUAAACUGGUUGCAGUUACAUGUGUUUCACCUUAUUUUCGAUGGUAUAUAUUUUUACUCUUUUAUAUUGUCAUUAGCACUAAACAGUCUCUAUACCAAACAUAAUAUUGGUUUGAAAUUUUAACCUUUUUUAAUUUUAAAUUUUCAGUUGAGUUACCCAGAAGAGUUCAGUGUACAGCUUGCGGAAGACAAGUGAACCCUGCUCAUGGUACUGUCUGUAGACAUCCAAACUUGAAUGUCUUGGUGUGUAAAGUAAGUACAUACACAUGUUUGGUAUCACAGUCACUUCUCCAUGAGAUGAACAUUUUAAAAGCAGAAAAAAAAAAUUGUAGAUAGGUAUCUUUUUGUUUUGAUACAAUUUGCAAAAAAUGUCAACUUUCACUUUGACUUAUUGCUUUCAGUUAUUUACUGUUGCGCAGAGACUUAUCACAGAAGACGAAUUAAAUUUUUCCCCAGUGCGUCUCUCUCUAAUUUCCUUUUAUUUUUUGUUUUUACAUAGAAAUGCAGUCGGUACUUCAAUUCUGGGCCAUUUACUCGUGACGAAUUUGGUGUAGAGGAACAGUGUCGAUGGUGUGGCGAUGGAGGUUCGCUUCUCUGCUGUGACAAGUGCGAGAAGGCAUUUUGCAAAACUUGUAUUAAACGUAACCUAGGCAAGGCAAAGCUCAAAGAGAUCGUGGAUGCACCGGAGGACACUGAAUGGUUAUGCUUUUGUUGUAAUUCUAAACCUUUAUCGCAGCUAGUAAAAGCAUGUAAUCGAAUAAUGGACAUUCUGGAUUCGCGCAAAGCCCAAAAAAGUCUCUUUAAAUCGAAAAAGGGAUCUUCGUUAAAGGAGACCCCUAACCAAAAGGAACGACGGAGCAGACUGUGCAGUAUAAGUGAGAAUAUGGGAAUGAGCUCUGAUGGCGCAUUGUCACCCAGUGAAAGUCCAACAAAGAAGAGUGCGGCUGCUAAUCGCGUCAGUGUCAAUGAUGAUGAUUGUAAAGAGGAUGAGAACGAUGGUGGAAAUGAUUCGGAUCGAAAGAAAGACAGAAAAUGCAGCUCUAAAGUUGCAAACAAGAAAAAUGGAAAGAAAAAUGGGUCUACUAAAGAGGAUGUUUUGGUGGUUGUUGACAGCGAUAGUGAUGAUGAUGUGGUGGUCACCAGCUCAAGGAGUAAAGGGAAAAACAAAAAGGUUCAAGCGAAGAGUACAAGUAAAAACAAACCACAAAUGAGUGGCGAAUCAGUUGGGAAAAAUAACAAAAAAGACAGUAAGAAAAGCAAAGUGAAAAACAAUAGAACUAGAAAAGAUUCAUCAAGUGAAUCAGAUUCUCAUGAGAAAAACAAAGAUUUAAAGCGAAAGUCGAAAGCUGUAAAAAAGACGAAGCGCAAAGAUAAAAGUGAAGAGGAAGAUUCAGACUUUUCAGACUUUGUUUCUAUGGUGAAAACUAAAGACGGUCAUCAAAAGGAGAAGAAGGUUAAGAAGCAGAAAGGAAAAGGAAAGAAACAAGCCAUUUCAGAUUCAGGGAAAGAAUCUGAGGACGAGAGAGACAAUGAAAGAAGAAAGACACGCUCUAAAAAGGCAAGCGUGUCACAAAAACAAACUAGAAAACGCCCGCGGAGGGUAACUUCUUCAGAGGAGGAAUCCAGUUCCUCUGAUGAGGAGAAAUCGGACAGUGAUGUGCCAGCUAAAAAGAGGAAAAAACAGCAGGCUAAAAAGAGCAGAAAGAUACAGAGGAUAGCUUCAGAAGACAGUGAUGAAUCUGAUGAAGAGAUUGCCAGCAAAAAGAAGGGCAAAUCAAGGAAGAAAACUAAAAGUAGUAGUUCUGAAUCUGACGACGAUAGCAAGAAGAAAAGGAAACGGAAGGGAAAAGGGAAAGAGAAAAAAGGACGAAAGAAACACCAAAUUGGUAAGGAUAAUGACGACUCGGAAAAUAAUGAAGACGAAGAAGAAGAAGAGGAGGAGGUGAGCCCAUCGAAAAAGAAAGGUCGUAAGAAAAUUCGGAAACUAAUUGAAGACGAGAAACUUGCCGAAGAAACCCGAAAGGCCAGAAGGCUCGAGGAAGAGAGGCGGAAACGCCUUUUAGAAAGGACUCGUGCCAGUGAACUUGAUGACUUGCCAAGUGAGUCGGCCAAAGUCUCCACACUUGUUCUUGAGGCUGACCCAGACACUAAGGAGCCGUUAGUCCAGAUUAAAGAGGAUCUUCUGCAGCAUCUGAAACCUCAUCAAAGCAAAGGGAUACAGUUCAUGUAUGACUGUGUUAUUGAGUCGUUAAAGUCAUGGAAGAAAGAAGAGCCAGGUGGAGGCUGUAUACUGGCCCACUGUAUGGGUCUCGGCAAAACGCUGCAGGUAUUUUGAGAACUUUUGAUGGAGCUAUUUUGAAGUAACAGUAGUAGGUAAACCAGGAUUGCAUCGGUCUUACUUAACAUUUUUGAUUUAGUAUGUGAUUGGUCUAGAAAACGCGCGCCUUUUUCUCGACCAAUCAGAUGCAAAACCAGAAAUAAUUGCGACUUGGUCACUCGCAUUUCCCGCUCUUUUUUUCAGUUUAGCCACCUCCGUUAUUUUACCUUUGUUCUAAUAUGCCGUUGUGAUUAAUCUGAUUUUGGUCUAAGGACAAGCAAUCGAGAUCCGCUGUAUGGGCAGUUUUGCUAUUUUCAUUGGCUGUGCUUAUAUCGACUAUAGCAUAAUACCAGCGAGCCCGCGAGAAUCUCUACAGUUGUUGUAAAAACGUGGGUAUUUCUCUCUCAGGUCGUUGCACUUGUCCAUACACUGAUGACCCAUUCAGAUAUCAAGUUACAAAGGGUGUUAGUCGUGGCUCCUCUCAACACAGUGUUGAACUGGCAAGUCGAGUUUGAAAAGUGGCUAGCUGUGGAUGACAGGCUCGAGGUAAUAACAAGUUGUCUUGUUGAGCGUUACUGGUGUGUCUUUCAGACUAUUACUAACCAGGAGACAGCAACAAUACCGUGACAAAUGUCUAAAAAAGUCUGAAUAAGAAUCGUUUUUGAAUGGACUCAAGAGGAAGUCACUGAUCUUUGAUGUGUUCGAACUUUAUCUCGGAAAAAAAUGUUUAGUACAUUGUACACCUUUUUCAAAAGAAGUGAUCAGAUUAAAAUUUAGUGUGACCUCUAUUGGACGGGAACGACCCCUUAUAAUUGUCUUUUUUCAAGGUUUAUAUCCUUCAGGAAGUUGGAGGAAACAAUUGGCGUCGAGCAGACAUGCUCACACAUUGGAUGCGGUAUGGUGGUGUGCUGAUCAUGGGAUACUCGCUCUACCGUAACCUGUCACAAUGCUACAGGAUUAGAAGCAAACACCAGAAGAAGUUAUUCCAGGAAGCUCUGGUUGAUCCUGGUACGGUGAACUUUGACUUCAGUUACUGUUGUUGGUCCAGCGACUUUCGCAAAAAAGGUUUCUUAAAAUAGCAGACGUGGUUGAUUUGGAAGCACAAAACUUUUAAUUUACAUUAGAUCUUGAUAAAAGUUAAGAAUUAUUCCAAGACAGCUCAAUUUCAAAUGCGUCACAUUGAUUAGUAGUAUGCGAUUCUAUUGUUGUCCACAAAUCCACUACUAUAGAGCGAUGCUAUGGACGUGUCUCUGAGGUGUUUUGCUGAUUAACUCUCUUUACUUUCUAGGUCCUGAUUUGGUAGUUUGUGAUGAAGGUCAUAUCUUGCGGAAUGACGCCAGUGCCAUCUCCAAAGCUCUCAAUGCCAUAAAGACAAAACGACGAAUUGUGUUGACUGGAACACCUCUGCAGAAUAAUCUCAUUGAAUGUAUGUUCUCAUGAAAUAAUUGCCUUUUAAUUAUUAGUUUAUGGGCUCAAGAUUUCUAUCGCGUGAUAGAAUGUAGUUGGUUAGGGCGAAGUCCGAAUAGCCUACCACGCGUAGAAAUAAAGAGCAAAUAAUUGAAUUUUUGAUAUGAAUCUAUUAGUCCUCCAGUAUUUAACAACAAGACAGGCUCGUUAUUAAGAUAAAUUUAAGAUUCAAGGGGAAAUUUUUCAAAGACAUGUUUCGAAACGACUUCAUGCCAUCAUCAGGUUAAUGUGUUGAGCCUUUAACUUUUGUUUUUACGCGUUACAAGCAGAUACGUUGUAGGUUUCCUCGUGAAUCUGAAGUUUAUUUCAAUCAUAUUGUUAUCACGAAGCUUUGGAAGUCUUAAGACAGGCUCAUGUUUUUAAGUUUGGGUACUGUUAGACUGCAAUGCAAACCUGACAAAAUAUUUGGGUUAGUAUAGUAGUGAGGAACGAAAAUCACCACUCAUGGCAAUUGAAAACCAACCAAUCGAAGCGGAACAUUACGCUUCGUAAGGCAACGCCGAAUUAUUUGACCUUGUUCCCUAAAAAGACUAACAUUAUGCAGUCAAAACACUGCGACAUCAAAAGUGACUGCAUCUUAAGGGACACGAUAAUUCUUGACUGUAACUCUUGAAUGACUUCAACCUUUAUUUUUUUAGACAAUCGGGUACUAGCAUGCUGCAAUUACUCAUCCCACACAAAUUAUUUUGCAGAUCACUGUAUGGUGAGUUUUGUGAAACCAAAUCUCCUUGGUACGCGUAAAGAAUUUACGAACACGUUUGUCAAUCCCAUCCAAAACGGCCAGUGUGCAGAUUCUACAGCUCUUGAUGUUCAGAUUAUGAAACAACGAUGCCAUGUGCUUCAUAAGAUGUUAGAAGGCUGUGUGCAGGUGAGUGGAAUCACGUGCCGUACGUAUUAGAUUUGAAAUUCACCAUAUACUGCUUCUUACAGCAAAAAUGACGCACUCAGUUUUCGCGAUGUUCAUUGCGGAUUAUCAAAAGUUGGGAUAAACUCUACCUUUAGAUAUAAACGAAACUUAAAAUCUUUGAAUUUUUUAGUAAACAAAGUCGCAAAAAACUCCCUAACCGUUUCUUUUCUUUCUCUUUUCCAAAAGAGAAAAGAUUACGCGGCGCUGAUACCUUUUCUUCCACGUAAACAUGAGUAUGUGAUCAAGGUUCGGUUAUCAGCAUCCCAGAGGAAGCUGUAUGAACAUUACCUCAAGACAUUUGUGUUUCCUGAUGGGGACGUUGGAAAAAGAGGUAGGGAGGUGUAUUUGACGUAAUUGAGCACUGUUGUUGUUGUUGUUGCUACUGUUAACGGAAUAAUUUACAAAAGCACCAAGAUCGAAAUGGGAAUGGGGCUUUGAAAGUUUGAAACAAUUUGCGUUUGUCAGAUUACUUGGCGGAGCAACAGUUGAAUAAAUCGCUGAGUUUAUGGUCACGAAAACCGCUCUGUUUGAACGUCUGGUACACGGCUUGUAUUUUUAAAUUUUUUUCAUCUGUUUGUAUAACCUUGUUUAAUUUUCUUGCAUGGUUUUUGUUGUUUUUUUUUUUUUUUUGCUUUAAAGAUCACUAGGAUAUUGUUAAUUCGCUAUGAAUUAGGGAGUGAGGAGUGUGCAACUAUGCCCCUAUACACUGACAUACGACCAUGUUGGGACUUAGCUUAACAUGUCAGGGCGUGAAAUUGCGCCUGAUACAGGCGCCAAUGCGACUACAUUUUUUACUUUGGCGACCAAAUCCUGAAAAGUAGUCGCCAAAUUGGCGACUAGAAUGCUUCAUCAUAACCAUAUUUAGAGAUAUAGAGAAUUUGAAAGAUUUUCAAAGAGAAACGUCCUUGUUAAGUUUGUUUAAUUUCCAAAACGCAGCACACGCAUCUCGAUCGAUAAUUAGACGCCAUCUUGGAUUUAGGUGAACUUGAAGGUUGUAUAUCAGCUAUCCUAGUGUCCACUUUGCAGAACUUAAUUUUGGAGGGUCUAUCUAAAACGCUGACAGUGUUAAAAAAAAAAAGAAAAAAAAGGUUUUGUUUGUCUUUAAAAUGGCGACCAACUUUUUUUGCAUUGGCUACCACUUUGAAAAAUUUAGGAGCCAAGUGGCUAUUAGAAAAAAAAAUUAAUUUCACGCCCUGCAUGUAUAUCAACAGCAAAAGCUAAACAUCAACUCUGAUUUAAAUCACUUUUCUGAAACCAAUCCUGUAUAAGAGUAGUGGAAAAUUAUUGUUUCCAUUAAGCAGAUAUUUUCACUUUAGUUUUGCAAAGGCUUGGAGGAGACCAUAGGCAGUUCAGUUUUUUAUCUUUUGCCGUAAACGCAAUGUUCAAUCUCUAUAAUGGGUAUUUUAAUUUCGCUCCUAGGGGUUUCCCUUUUCUCGGACUAUCAGUGUCUGAUGCGUAUUUGGACUCAUCCCUGGUGCCUGAAGCUGGAUGCUCUGCGACGGCCAGAACAGUUUGUCGAUACAGACAGUAUGGACGACUUUGUGGUACACACUGACGAAGAAGAAGAAGAAGAGGAAGGAUCAGAAAGCGUUCAGUCAACAACUUCAGAGGAAGGAGAAGACGAAGUUCAGUCUUCAUCUGAGAGUGAAGAUGAAAGAAAACGAGUUAAGGGCAGGAGAAGAAAGAAGAUUUCAAGCUCAGACGAGGAGGAAAGUGAUGACGAUGAAAACGAAAGCGAGGAUGAAGUUCUUCCGCAGUCCUCAAGGAAGAAAUCUGCGCUCGCCAGCAAAGUUUCUUCAGCUUCAAACAGGGCUGGCUCCUCUACUGUGAACAUUGGUGGAGAGGACAUAACAAUAGUGGAUAUCAACGAAGGUGCGAGUACCAGUCGUGUUGGACCUAAUUCUAGUAACAACGAUACUCGCAACAGCAAGAAAGAUGUUUCAGUGAGAGACGAUGCGACACCGUCAACAAGUAAAGACAUACAAAAUAGCGAGACGAGCAGCAGUGUUUUUGGCAGCACACGGUCGGGGGCGUCUUUCAAAGACGAGCCGGACGUGGAGAUCGAGGAGGAAAAGGAAUGGUACGACGAAUUCCUACAGGAAGAUGACGAAUACAACGUGGAACUUAGCGGCAAGCUUGUUCUUCUGAUGGAGAUCCUUGCUGAUGCAGAGGCGGUGAAUGAUAAAGUACUAGUCUUCAGUCAGAGCCUGGUUACCCUUGAUUUGAUAGAGAAGAUGCUUGGCGGUGGGGAAAUCGGUGGCGAUAGAGAGAACUGGUGUCGAGGUUGUGACUAUUUUCGAAUGGAUGGAUCCACAAGUGCGGCUAUGAGACAGCGCUGGGCUGAUAUUUUUAACGAUGAUGAUAACAAAACGUAAGUUACAAGUGAUAACUGAUUUAAAUUUUAUUUGUUUAGUAGGAGAUAAGUGAUGGAUUCACUCUUAUGCGCAAUUUUAUUUCAAGUGUGGUAGACAGUAAAUCCUUAUCAAGUCUCUGAGCGAGAUACAUUGUCAAAUGCAACCUUUAUUCACUGUUUUGAAAUGAGCGUUCGCUUCGUCCAUCAGUUCUGGACAGGAAAGAUGCUCUAUUCAGCCAAUCAUUGUGGGAUAUUAACGUCAAACUAUAAUUUGUAGCCAUUAAAGUCGAUUCUUGCAUUUACUCGAAAUAUGCGUUUGGGAAUCAACCGUGGUACAUUGGAGUCAAACCGUAAUUGCUCGGUUUCCUUCGAACCAGGAAAAGCUGUUUUAUUGAAACAAUUCAAAUUAAUUAAAACCUCUUGAGUCUCUCUGAAGUGAGAUUUUUUUUUAUUCCAUGUGUAAUGAAACCAUAUGCAAAUUAAUAAAAAGAAAGGAAAAAAGGGGCAAACAACAUAAAGGUGCUGUUUACCUUUGGUUUUGCAUCUGCUUAUUUGAGAGGGUAGUGCGAUUUUUACCAGACCAAUCAUAGAGCAAGGUAAGCUGAUAGCAGUGCUAUCGUGUAUCUUUUUGCGCUCAGUUAAGUAUUUCACCGCAGAACAGUGUUUAUUGAAAAGUUCUUUCGAGUGAACCUAACUAUAGAAAAUAGAACUGACCACGUUUGUAUUUUCCCCUAGGGCUCGCUUGUUUCUUAUCUCGACCAAGGCUGGUGGACUGGGAAUCAAUCUAGUGGCAGCCAACCGAGUUGUGGUAUUUGACGUGUCAUGGAAUCCCUCACACGAUGUACAGUCAAUCUUCAGGGUUUACAGGUUUGGACAGAGCAAGGCUGUGUUUGUUUACAGACUUAUAGCACAGGUAAGAGCGUAAUGUAGCCGUCCUAUGACAUUUAGAAUUGCUCACAUGAUUUACUUUCUGACUCGUGUUAAUGGCUAUUCAGUCAGAGUCUGGGGAAGCGCAAAGCAUCUUUUGAUUCGGAAAUCGGCCGUUGACGGUAGGAAUCUGGAGCAAAACACACGAGAGUAUCGCGUCUCAUGCGCGAUGCUCGUUCACAUGACUACUACGGAAAUGAAUUUAAGAGAUCCUCGCAGCUGAGAACACUACUGAACUAGUAGUUGAAAAUAGGACCUGAAAAAAAUUCAGGUCCGUACGGGAUUUGAACCAUGACCUCUGCGAUACCGGUGCAGCGCUCUACCAACUGAGCUAACAUGUUGGGUCCAAAUAAAUUCGUUUCUUCACCGCAGUGCCAAUAUAUGAAUUUCAUAUAUCUCACAUCAUUAUUCAUCACUUGGAUGGUUUAUUUGGACCCAACAUAUUGCCCAGCUCCCAGUUGGCUUGUUAGCUCAGUUGGUAGAGCGCUGCACCGGUAUCGCAGAGGUCAUGGGUUCAAAUCCCGUACGGGCCUGAAUUUUUUUCACGUCCUAUUUUCAACUACUAGUUCAGUAGUGUUCUUAGCUGCGAGGAUCGCUUAAAUUUGUUUCUUCACCGCAGUGCAAAUAUAUGAAUUUCAUAUGGCUAAAAUCAUUUUACUACGGAAAUGUUUGGUUGACGAGUUGCCACGCACGCUGUUCGCGACUGUGUAUCCUUUUCGCGUCUACUUCAGAGUGGCUAAGCGUGCAAUUUUGGCACUGCAGAACUUGAUUAAAUGACACUGUCUUAAUAACAUGUAUUGUUUGAUGAGUGGUGAUCUAUAACAUCCAUUUUGGGUUUAACACUUAGUAUCUUUUGUCAGGGAACGAUGGAGGAGAAGAUAUACGAUAGACAGGUUAGUAUGAUAUGAUAAGUAUUAUGGCAGGAUUGCUGACCUUGUUGCAGCUGUGAAAAAAAAGUAGAUAAAUAAUUAAUUUAACAAAAUAGAAAGAAAAUAUUUUUUUUAAAAAUCACAUUAUAUUAGGAGAACAUUCAGUCCCCUAUACUUCUCUCAAAAGGAGCGAUGUUUAUCUAACUUCGUGAAUUGCUCAUCGAUCUGAAAUCAUACGCGGGAUUUUCUGAUCUGCAAGGUCGAUUAGAAAGCGGUAGAAGGGUGAUCUUGGACCAUAAUCGCACACUGCAAGACAGGAAAAUAAAUUUGAUUCCUAUUUAUUAGAUCCAUUCGAAAUCGCAGAUUGAAAUUGCUUGAAAUUUUUUGUCAGUUUUUUUUUGUUGUUGUUGUUUUUCUAUUUUCCAACGCAAAGUUUUGGCAGCAGAAGUUGUAGAAUUCGCCACACAAUCUGAAUGGCUUUUGUUGGCUUUAAUUUGUCACUUCAAACGAGCCUUUAAAUCUGAUUGGUUGAAUUGUUUCAGUCUUCCAUUCUCGUUCUCUUUCAUUCCAUGCGGACGUAAUAGCUCAUUUUUUUUUUUGAUUUCUUGCGUUCCUGUAAAGUUGUUUUUAUUAUCCGGUUUUUGCAGUGGGUUUUUUUUCCCUCAGGUGACAAAGUUAUCUUUGUCCAGCCGAGUGGUGGAUGAACAACAGAUUGAACGGCACUUUACUGCUGCUGAUCUACGCGAGCUGUACACGUUUACCCCGGAUGUUCUUGACGAGGAUAAGGAGGCGGAGAAGGAGAUAGAGAAGGAUGCCGGCGAGAAAAGCAAAGAAAAGGAAGAAGGAGCUAAUGUGACUAAUGAGGAAAAGGAAAAUGAUAAAGGUGAUGAGACAGAAAAGGAGGGCGAUAGAGUCAAUGAAACUGAGAGAGAAAAUGGAGAGAAGCAAGGAAAGGACGGGGAAAAUUUAAGGAAUGGAGGAAAAGACAGUGCAAGCGAGCAAGCAAAAGGAGGCGAUAAGCCCGAAGAGCGACCUUCCUUGCCUCUCCCAAAGGUAACGACAAUCUUACUGAUCCUCGACUGAAGUUAUCUGCUUACAAAUCAAUGACAUCUAGUCGCUGAUGCAAUAAUUCCUGUCUGUGUGGCUUUUCGUGUAAAAAGCCCGUCAAGAAAUGACUCUGAUCGUCCCUUAUCCAACAUGGCCGCUGAAAAUGAAAUCACUGACAGUAAACGUGAAAAGCAAACUAUUACCAGCCACCAAAGAAGCUCAACGUAUUCAUUAACCCUUUACACCUUAACAUCAGUAUUCAAACUCUCCAUACUAUGCUCUAUACAUUUCUUAAGGUGCUGACAAGGAGAAUUUGUUUAACAAUCAAGAGCUCUUUUAGUUAAUGAUCCUUUCCUUGACUCUUGUGACCUGAAUGUGUGAUUCAGGGAUGACACUGUAAAGAGAAAUCAGGUGCUAAUCACUCUUAGGGGUUAUAGGGCUAACUUUGCAAAUUUUUUUCACCCAGUGGAUUCUAAGUAGAGAAAUUUUAAUUUUGCUGACUUUCGUAUAUUUAAGGUAGUGUAGUCUGAAGUUGCAUUCCGUGUGAUAAUCAACCAAGCUUUUAUUGUCGUAAACAGAAGGUACAUGUCUUUCAGAAAGGAAUCUUACAGAUAUUAGCCCGUCCCACCCUGCCUGCCUUUCCUUUUGACCAUCGCUCUCUACCCUUGAUUCAAUUUUCUUUCUCUCCUCAGCCUUGCGCUGCUGUAAAAACCGAAUAUGAUAGUAUGAAUUUCACCCACAAAACAUUGAGCGCUCGCCAAAAUUCUCGCCUGCUCUGCAGGCUAUGAGAAUGGUGGUAUAUUGUACACACAACAAAAUUGCAUUACCUGGUUUAAGUUAACUCACUCGCACGAUGAUCGUUUUGUAGGACGCUGUACUAGCAGAUUUGAUCGCACGCCUUCAUCCCAGAUGGAUAGUGAAGUACCACGAGCAUGACUCCAUGCUACAGAACAUCGUGUCUGAAGAACUGACUCCGGAAGAAAUGAAGCAGGCAUGGGAAGCUUACGAAGCUGAGAGAUCUGGCCAAAUAGGUGUGUGAUGUAAUCUAUACUGUCUGUCAUUCCACUCAUCUCCAUUUUCUCUCUCAAAAUGGAGAUAAAAUGGAACGAGCUUUUGGAGUUGACCUCCUAUGACACGAAUGAUUUAUUUGGCUAACCGUCCUUCUUCCGGUCAUGGAUUGUGCAAACAGAAAUCAUUAUCGCCAGUGAAAUCAUUAAAAUUAUGUCUGUUAUAAUCAUGUGGGGUCAAAUUGUUUUUGCCAUUGUCGUUUUGGGGUGGGUUACAAAAUUGUGCGUAUUACUCUCUUUUGUCCUGACCCAGCCAGUCCUUCAGUCUUUAAUCCUCGACAGGGUUCGCACGGGUCCUGGAAAACUUGCGACGUCGUGGAAUUUUAUUCGACUUUUUCCAGGACUGGGAGGUACUGGAAAAAAGACUACAGGUCGUGGAAAAUCGUGUAAAUCUGCUUUACUCAAGCGCUGAAGUUUUCAGAAUUUACAUUAUAAGUGUAUGUAGACAUAAAAGUAAUUGAUUUUUUUGAUGAAGAGUUUAAGGUGAAAAUUUGGAACCCUGGAAAAUUAAAUCUAAGUCUCGGGAAAGUUCUGGAAAAUUCCUUGAAAUUUGUUCCCGAAAAAGCGUACAAAGCCUGCCUCAAUCCUCCUUUAUUCCCACUCAGUCUUAAAUUAAACCUUGGUUGAUUUUUCCACCACUCACCUCUCUUGAAAAGGGAUUCUUUUUCAGUGCACACACUUUUUCGCGAGUCCCGAAAGUGUUUGUCUCGGAGAGAAUCCCCGGCAAAGGUUGUGACUUGUCGCAAAGGGAAAAUAAUUGCUUCCAAAUGCAAUACUGAGAGAAAAUAGGGUUGGGGGAAAAUGAAACUAUUAUCUUAUUACUCCAUUCGAUGUAGUGUCAGUUCAUAUGAAGUUUUUCUGUAUUCUUGCUCUUAGUCCCAGCACACAACCGCAACCAGGAGCCUCCACCGGGGAGCCACGCCCACACUCAGAUGCAAGUGGCACAGAGAAUCCGAAUAAACUCGGAGAUGUUGAAGCAGAUGCAGCAGAUUCAACAGCUGCAGGAGAUGCAGCAACGUCAGGAGAUUCAGCAACGUCAGGAGAUGCAGGAGCGCAUGCAACGUGCACGGCAAGAGCAGGAACGGUUGUACCAGCAGCGCCACAGCGCUUUGUAUCAACAGCACCAGCGACAGCAGGACGAGAUACGCCGGCAGAAUGAACUGCGAUUCAUUCAACACAUGACGCAACAGCCUGCCGCACAGCGCUUCCAGAUCGGACAGAAUACAGUAAACGUGCAGACGACUCUUCCGCCGGCCCCACAGGCUUCCCAGGUGUCAUUUGCUCGGCCUGGUUUGACGUAUCAGCCUCUGAGGGUAGGUUUUCAGGUACCGGCGAAUGUUCGUCUCGCUGCCCCUGGAGCUGGAACUAUUCCUACCACAGGAACCCCAUCCACUAUAACCUUGACUCUUGGACCAGCUACGCCAGUCAGUACCGUCAGAACUUUGUCGAACAACGCGCAGGUUUCGCGGCCAUAACCGUGUUGUAUCUCAUUGUGAAAACGCUGCGUUUCGCGAGAAUAGGAAAUUUCGACGUGCAUAGAAAAUGUCUCUUGGACUUUCCUUUGUGAUAAAUGAUCUUCAAGGGCUUGUUUUUUAUUUUAAGUGAAGUGUUUAUAGAGGCUUAUAUUGGUAUAUGAUGUGUGACUUUAUGUAUCUCGGGAAAAUGACUUAAUGUUGCACUUAAUAACGGCCAAGGUAAUACUCACUCAUCAUAUGUCACGCGUAGCGAUUAUUCUAAGCGCGGAAUACAUCAUACAGAAAUUAUAGUGCUUUCAUUAUUUAUCGAAAAUUAAAUACGAAGCAUUGAUAUAUAAAUGUGUCUGCUUUCUAACAAUAUCCUUUUCGGCGAGGGUCUAUUCUGAUUCCGUUCUUGAGAGGGAGGAGGGGGGGGUCAGGAGAAAGGUUGGCAGUUAUGCAAAAUGAUUCCUGAAAUGGAAAAUUCAGGGAAAUAAAUGCAGCACAAAAAAUUUAGGAAGGCAGACACAGGAACGAAAAAAUUUUUCCCUUUCGUGUCACCGUAUACGGCAGUACAAAAUCGCUACAUUGAACGUAUUUGAGGAUUAGUAACAAUUUUUUUAUCGACGUGUGUGGCGGAAUUUGCAAACGCUCCAAUUUUUUUUAAAUUGUUUAUUAUUUUUUUUGUAUUCUAACAUGUUUUUGAAUGAUUGACCGACUUACUCUUCUAUUUCCCUUCGUGAGGUAUAUAUGCGUUGAACUAAUCGGCACUGAUUCUCGAUAUUUGUUGUGUUACAAGAAUCUUUCCAGCAAAUUUCUAUUCUAGACCCAAAGAGCACUAUCUUUUCCUUGCUGGUCGCAGUAGUAUUCAUGUUCUGAAGCAGAAAAUAAAUGUAAGAAUAUUCUCCUGGGUAGUUGUACCCAAACGAUUGUUCUUCCCAGGCAUAGUUAAUACUGUAGGAAAAUUGCGAAUGCUCUCAACUAAGUUUUGCGUUGAGUAGGACUUAAAGCCGCCGCAGUUACUCAGUCAGGUUCGAUCAGUCGUUAUAGCCGCUGUAGUAAGAGAGACAUUCAUCAAAUGUUUAGAGCAGAGCGAUAUGGAAGCUCCUAAGAAAACUUCGUCCUAGAAUUAACUUGCGCAGGGGCCCAUUAACCAGCCCUUCCAUCUUCCAUACUUACCCUGUGAGUCAACCUUAUCCCGUAUCUUUUUAUUUUUAGAAGCACCUCCCACGGGGUUUUUCGCGGGUGUUUGCAUAAUAGCCAAACAUAAGAGAGUUGUGGUCCUCUAUUGUUUACGUCACAUGCGGGCCGCACGAAAGUAUUACAAUUAUGCGAACGUCAGCGUGUUUUCGCGGGAAAUUAAAGAACUCCCCACAUAUCUCAGUUCUAAAAAUAGAAAGAUACGGGACAAGGUUGAGUCAGGGGUACAAUUGGUAUGGAGGCUCCGGGUAAUGGGCUCCUGACUUACGCCUGUGGAAUAAAUCAGGAUUAAAAAAUGUGUUUAUUGGUUGAUUCAAUAUCAAAUUCUCAGAACUAACAUAAGAAUUAUAUGCAUGACAGUAAGGAGAAUUACAAAUGAGAUAUGAGGAAUGAUUGAGUUUUAAGUGAUGCAUUUCUUUCAUCACCAACCGUAAGGCUGAGUUUUUGGUCUCUUUAUUCAGAGAUGUAUGUAAAUACGUAACUGAGUUAUUCGGUAACGAUAAUCACCAGCUUUUGCAUCAAUUGUUUAUACGCAGUACAUCAAACUUGAAAUGG
Messenger RNA from Pocillopora meandrina, 14893 nucleotides. The record is from the annotation of a GenBank genome assembly. Lineage: Eukaryota; Metazoa; Cnidaria; Anthozoa; Scleractinia; Pocilloporidae.